Molecule: messenger RNA, 2902 nt
Organism: Daphnia magna
Lineage: Eukaryota; Metazoa; Arthropoda; Branchiopoda; Diplostraca; Daphniidae
Exons: 4
Coding region: 282-2510 (742 amino acids)
Cellular component (GO): extracellular matrix
Molecular function (GO): protein binding
Source: RefSeq, a predicted model, not a curated record
CAUCCAAAAGACGAGUCGGUGGCUUGAAUCAACGCGCAUCGGUACCGUCUCUCUUUCUCUCCUUAGUCAGACACAUAAAAACCCCUCGUCAUCUAACGUGAAACCGCUUGGUGGGAUACCGACAUUAUUCCAGUCGCUGUCUGCCUAUCAUCGUGAUCGCAAGCCGAACCUUUCCGACAACACAAGCCAUAAUCCAGUCUGGAAGUUAAUGCAGCAUGGGGCUGACCGAACUGGGCUGACGCACGAAAAAAACAAAAAGAAACGGACACUUAUGACAAACCAUGUCGCCGUGGCCGUGUUUUGCGGUGAUGCUACUGGUGCUCCGGUCUAUCGAUACGCAGGCCACGAAGCCGCCGUUAUGCCAAGCCGUAUAUGGCCUACGGAUGAGUCCGACCGGAUCUCUUGAGAAAGUGUUGGAUGCCGUUCGCUGCCACAAUGCCGACACGGCUUUCAUCCAAAGUUUUCUCGAACAGAUUAAGCCCCAGGUGGUGGGUGACGGUUUAUUAGAACUCGAAAUCAGCGACUGUGUACUCCCUUCGCUAUCGGGGCCAGAUUCGCUGGCCCGCAUCGGCUUACGACGCUUGAGCAUCCAGCAGAGUGGUCUGAAAAGUUUAACCAUCGACAGUUUGGCCGGCCAAGAAAACGUUUUGGAGGAGCUCGACCUGAGCGGCAAUUUUCUAGAGGAAAUUCCGGCAGCCAUCCGAAAUUUAACGGCCCUGGUUCGGAUGGAUCUCAGCAGGAAUCGCAUCCGCUCGCUGCCGCAGGGCGCUGUCUUCUUCCACUUGCUCAAGCUUCGGCAUCUCAAUUUGAACUACAACAGACUGGGAUACUUGGACAAUGUUCGCUAUCCAUCGGGAGUGGCCAUCGGCCAAACAUUGCCACUGGCUAUUUUCAAUUUAGAACCACUCAGGGAUCACAUCGAAACAAUCCAAUUACGUUCCAACAAUCUGACGGCUUUUCCCGACCAAUUUUCACGGCCUUUCGGACGCUUACGUCAACUCGACCUGUCACACAAUAACUUUCAGAGCAUCCCGCUCGAAUCGUUUUCAAAAAUGCCGCAACUUGGUUGGCUGAAAUUGGACAACAAUGAGCUUGAGCAAAUGCCCGUGCUUCAAUUGCCUUUGUCAUUGAAGACCAUUUCGAUCAGAGGAAACCCAGUGCGAUGCGACUGUAGCGCUGUGUGGCUUUGGCAGUGGAGUGAAACGCGCAAGAAUUUGACGGACGGAGGUGAACUCGAAAUGGAUCACUGCGUUCAUCCUGAACGCUGGAAAGGUCUUCACUUAGCAGACCUCCCACACGACUUUUGCAAAGGUAACGAAACAUCCAGCGCAACAAGUGAAGAGGACGACACGGAAAACAUCAUGCGGUCUGUCUCAAUCAGCGCCAUCCCAUUCUCGGACCGAAUCAACGUGACGAUAGAAGUGACAGCCAACAUUUCAACAGCUUUGAAUUGGACCAUCAAUUACAGGCAAUUCGGAAGUGGAAAACUGGAGGAAGUACCCGUUGGAGGGAUGAUUUCAAGAAACAAAACGCAGACUCUAGUCAACCUGGCGUCUUCUACUGGCUACCAAGUUUGCGUCCACUUGGCCGGACGUGCCGAAAAUCAGCAACGAUGCUUGGAAGUCAUUACGUUGGCAGAAAAGAUCACAUCGUAUCCAGUGACUGAAAUGGCGGUUGCCGCCUCCGUUUCAACAUCUACCACGUUGGUUAUCGUCAUUUUGGUUUGCUGCUGCUGUCCGAGUAUCAAGUGCGGCAAAAAGGACAAGAAGGACAAAAACGGCACGCUAGAUGGCAGCAGUAAGGACGAAGUCGACCAAAAAAACAAAGUCCUAACAUUCGCGUCAUCGGCGGGCACCAAUUCGGAACCGACGGCCAUUUGGACCAACGGCGAACAGGUCCAGCAGGGACAAUUUUCCACGUUCCGCGGACCUGGACGGCCACAACAUCGGCCUUCUAUCGACGAUCAAAGUCACCAAGUGUUCCAGGCGACGUGCAACUAUUUACGAGAGAGAGCACUCGAUCCAUUAAGAGGUUUAGGUAAUCGAAAAAGCGAAGGCCAGCUCUUAGAAAUUGUCCAGCCCCGUCGGCAUUCCAUGACGGCCCAGCUGCCCAUCUACCUCACACCGAUAGCCGACGGUCAACUGAAUCCUUUGGCUGAACAGAGAAGAUUUCCCAACGGCAACAGCGUGCAUUAUUUCAAUUCUAGUUACGGACUGACCGAGUUCCAUCCGGGUCAAUCGCAUCCCGGCCCACUGGGCGAUCAAUACAAAUACUGCACUUGGAGGCCGUCCAAAAAGCUUCGACAUCCGCCUCUACUGAGCAACUGGACCAGCUAUCCGGAUUUCCUUGCCAAUAGCGGAUCGUUCAAGCAUCCGCUAUCACCAUCCCAACCGACUGUCGGCGUUCCAGUCUUCUCGAUGACCACAUCAUGUCGUGCACGACGCAAUCGCGAACGUUUUUACUGGUCCGCUGCGCCGGCUCCCAUACACACGGUGGAAAUGCAAUUUUGAAUUUGUCCAUCAUCGUCGUCCAGUUUUCUAACGGGCAAUUUGACGACUAUCGGGUAACAAGUCAUAACAGCAAUAAAAAUAAUAUACGAUGUAGACUUAUUGGAGCUUGUUACUAUCUAAACUUCUCCCACACUUUCACGAGAGAUGUUUUCGAAAACUUUCAAAGGGAAACUGAUGACAUGUUGUGAUAAGCGUGUCGAUAUGCAUUCUUGCUCCCGUCAUUUGACUCUUUUCCAAACCGAUGUUGUACUUUCUUUUUUCUUUCUUCUUCUUCUUUCUCGCCCCAUUUUCUCUAAAUGGAACAUUUGAGUUUUCAAAAUAAUUUGUGCAACAGACUUUUUGUUUUGUUAGUCUAGAGCGACUCCUCAAAUACAUUAGAGGUUUGCUCUCUU